AUGGCCCAGGCCGAAAAUCACCUGGUCGACCAGAUUGCCCAGCUCAAUGCCGCCCGCAAUCUGGUCCUCGGGGAUGCCGCCUUCUAUCCUCAGAUCGUGAACGGUAUCCUUCCGAUCAUCGGUGCGCGUGCGCGGUUGGAGUUGCGACGAUGGGGGGCCGAGUUCUUAGCGGAAACGUUCGCCAGUCCGGCGCUGGCUACGGAUCAGAAGGAACUGUUGGCCGCAGAUGUGCUACAAUCGUUGCGGGAAACAUUGCUGCUGCCGGAAGAGGAUCAAUUGGCGUUGACACAUAUAGUGCAGACCGCUGCCAGCUUGUAUCCGCUGGUGUUUAGGCAUAUCAUUAAUCAUCCAGAGGACCGAGAAGCCUGGGAGAACAUGACCGCGAUCAAGCAGGACAUCCUGCGCAGAUGGGACACAUUCCCUUACCCGGUGAAACUUUGCUGCAUAAAGUUCGUGCAGCGCGUUGUUCAAGUGCAGACCCACGGCUCAAUAUCGGACCCAAGGCGACCGGACCAAAACGAAACAUCCCUAGCCAUCGUUCCUAGGAAUCAUGCGAUCCUGUCUCUGCCCAAUCUGGAGGCCGAGGCCUCUGGUUUGCUGGACCGUCUUUUGGCCGUGUUUCAGGAGGAGUCGAGUGACCCCCUCCUGGUGAAUGCGACCCUGAAUAGUCUUUCGGUUCUCGUUCGAACGCGACAGUCCGUGGGCAACAAGAUCAUCAACGCCGUCCUCAAUUUCUUCCCCUCGAAGCAAGUCCGCUCUCCGAUAACUCCCACGGUCCGGGUCGGCGUGAAGUCGAUGGAACGAACCGCCAGAGCAUUGAUGAUUAAUAUAUUAAAAAGAAACCCCAGUCACCCGCUUGCGGGGAAGAUGCAGCACUACAUGGAUCGAUUGAUGCAGUCGCGUCUUGAGCCUGUAGACGAUACUUCACGAAAGCGCACGUCACCGUCUGAGCCCACGGAUGGCCUAGACAAUGCCAAACGUGCGAGACUCGAUGCUGAAACACCACCCUUGUUGAAGAUACCCCCUAUGCCCCCCGGCCCAAACAGUUAUGCGCAACUCUUUACCCUCACCGAAGAUGCCGGGCUAUCAUCUUUUGAUGUCACGCAGCUGCCCGCCGAUCUGCUCGUCAAGAUUGUCAUUCCCCUACUUGGUCGUGUCGACCAAUCGUUGUUGAACCAAGCUGUCGAUGCCGUACGGACGCGAUAUCAGACGCUUCAGAAACAGCAAUCAACGCAGCCUGCUGCGGAAGAAGACGACGACUACGAGCCCGAGUAUCAACCGAUGGAUGUGCCCGAAACGGCACCUGCGCAGCCCGACGCCUCAGCGCCAGAAGCAGACUAUGAGCCCGACCUCGUUUCCCUGGGCCCAUUUGUCUUGCCCCAACCUCCCCCGUUAAGUGAAGACGAAGCGGCUGAGGUGGGACGCAGUGCGGUAGGGAGGGUCUUUGGUAUGCUGGCCUCUAGCGAUACAGCACUGAACACCACGAAAGGGAAGACCCAGCAGCAAUUAGGGUUUGCAAGACUAGCGGGUAGUACCUUUGACCGAGACGCCUGGGUCACAUUGCUCACGCGACUCGCGACAAGGUCGCCUGCUGGUCUGGAGGUGCAAGGCAAGAAGGAGGAUGCCUCGAAAAAGAAGCCUACGAUAUCGGAUUCCAUUCGGGAAACGUUAUACCGGUACAUCCUGGAGGAUUUCAGGGCCCGGGUCAACGUCGGUAUCAUGUGGGUGAACGAGGAAUGGUACAAUGAUCGUGUUCAGAUGAAGUUCGCCGCCUCUCAGCGGACCGAAGACGACGAGACGUCGGUUCCAUUGCACUACGACCACUGGGUUCUACGACUCCUGGAUGGUAUCCUGCCUUAUCUAGAUUCGCGAGAUACCAAGAUCUUCAUUCGCUUUCUGAGCGAGAUCCCCGAAGUGACCAUCCCCAUCACACAACGCGUGGCCAGCCUGGCCAAGGAUCCCGAGAGAGUCAAUCUCUGCGUCCAUUCCCUGCAAUACCUAAUUCUCUUCCGACCCCCCGCCCGAGAAAUGUGCCUUUCGACCCUAGAAGAAGUCUACCAAACCUACGAGGAAUCUCGACCAGCAGCCGGCAAAGUCCUAGCCAAAUGGCGUCCGCAGAAGACCGACCAACAACCAGGUCAACAAUCCACCCUCACGAGCCGUCCAGUCCCACCGGAAACCAGCAACAGCACAGAGAACACCGCGCAGCAAUAA
Molecule: messenger RNA, 2214 nt
Organism: Aspergillus melleus
Lineage: Eukaryota; Fungi; Ascomycota; Eurotiomycetes; Eurotiales; Aspergillaceae
Product: RNA-processing protein PTA1
Exons: 8
Coding region: 1-2214 (737 amino acids)
Cellular component (GO): mRNA cleavage and polyadenylation specificity factor complex
Source: RefSeq, a predicted model, not a curated record